UUGUGUGUUGGAUGGGGGGGGCAUCAGGCCAACACAGAGAAGCCCGCUCUAAAUCGAAACGAACAGCAGGGAAGAAGUGCCUUGUUGUCCGACAUAAGUAAAGGCGCCAGAUUAAAGAAAACAGUCACCAAUGACCGAAGUGGACCAUUACUAGCGGAACCCAAAGGAGGAGGUAGAGGAGGAGCUGGAGGAGGAGGAGGGGGCGGAGGAGGUAGAGGAGGAGGUGGUGGAGGAGGGAGUGUUGGAGGGGGUGCAGGUUUGGGAGGCCUGUUUGCAGGAGGGAUGCCGAAACUGCGGUCUGCGACGAACAGAGACGCCACUGACUCACCAGGACCCAGCAGAGGACCCGUGCUCCCACCGACAGGCAGAUUCAACAGCCCUAGCGCCCCAAGUGGGGGCAUCCGUAGCCCCAGCUGCCCACCUAAAUUCACAGGAGCCCCUCCGGGCAAUCCUCCUGACCACCCCAAGGCACGGCGGAGUGUAUCAUCCAGACUGGACAACUCUGGAUGUUCACCUCCCGCCUUACCCAACACACCGCGGCCAAACCAGGCCUUCCAGUCUCGCGGGGGGCCACCACCGCUCCCCGGAGGAGGAAGACCCAGCCCCUCUUCUGCACCCCCACCACCAAGCCUACCGGGAAGAUCUGGACCUCCGCCUCCCGUCCCUGGAGGCCCUGUGUCGGGCUCCCGACCGAGUUUCUCUGCUCCCCCUCCUCCACCGUCCAACAGUAGCCGGCCUCCGCUGCCACCAACUCCUGGAGGAAGACCGCCGUUCGACGAUCGCUUCCCGCCGCCUCCACCACCCGUGGGAGCUCCGUCACAAUCGAUGAUCAAUCGUGACCUGCCCCCUCCGCCACCGUCUAACAGCGCCAAACCUUUUCCUCCUGUUUCUGGCUCCUCCCCUCAUGGCCCGCCCAGUUGCAGUCCACCUUCCCUGCCGCCAGGGCAUCCAGGCCCUCCCCCGCUGCCCAACAGUCCAAAUGUCAGGGAAGACCGCGGCAAUCCACGACUGCCACAAAGGAAUGCCUCGCUCAACAGCCACAGCACAACUCCGCUUCAUGCUCGAACAGGAUCUCUGCCGCCUCCACCACAUGAAAAACCCCCGACAUUUGGCAUGGCUCACUCCUCAGUACGAACAGGUCCUCCUCCUCCUCCUCCUCCCUCCUCAAGUCGUGGAAUGAGUGGAGGCACAAGUAGGCCAUUGCCUACUCCUUCCCCAAUCGGUCGACCGGGGCCUGACAGCUCACGUUGCCCAAGCAAUAGACCUCCCCUCCCACCUGACAGGCCAAAUACAGGAAGUGCCCUUGCUCCCCCAGUACCACCCAUGAAUAAUGGCUUCCAAAACUCUCAGAUCAAUCAGUUACAGGAUGGCUGGGAAUGCCGCUUCACUUUUCAUUCCAUAUCAGAGCUUCCUCCACCAGAGCCCUACACACACAUCCAGAAGACUUACCCCAGCAAGAUAGCCAAGACUGAGGGCAGAGGUUCAGGUAAAAAGGAAAGAGGUGCUCCUCCUCUUCCUCCCAUACCUAGGUGAAGAGAUAUUGGCCGGUAUCAACGUCAUUUGGUCGCCCUUAUUGUUUGAGUCAAAACAUUUGGGUCAAAGUCUAAUGCUUUUUCUGAAAAAUGUUCAACUGUGUUUAGACCCAAAGUGAAAAAAACAUCCAUUCCUACCUUGUUUAUUUACGGAGCCCCUAAAGGAACAUGGGGGGAAAAAAAAGAAAGAAAAGAGAAACAUGUCCCUUUAGGGGUUCCGUAUUUACUGUUGUUAAUGGCUGUUGUUGUUAGCGUAUAUUUCAUUUACCAUUUAAUUGUCAUCAAUCUGUUUGUUUUUUUUUUUGCCUCACACAUUUUCCAAACUCUAGAUCUUUCCUAUUCAUUUCUCAUUCCAUACUUUCCAUGAUUUACUUUAUGUAAAGUCAACCCUGCCUUGGCAUCGCGAGCUGUUUGAUUCUGUCUACUAUUUAUGCUUUAAUAUUCUUCAUGUUCAUUUCCAAAAACACGCAUUAUCUCAUAUUGAAUAAGAGCAAAAUGAAACUCGAUCAACGUUCAUCUUGAGUGAAAAAACAUCUACCGAUCUUACAAAUAUUCAUAAGUGGCCUUAUUUCUGCGGGGUUACAUGUACAGCUCAUUCUCUUGGAUUAUGUCAUAGGUCAUAUCGGGGGAGUACUGGCUAAAGCUAUAUUCAAAUGUUCCAGGAUAAUCAUGCAGUAAACAGAAUGUAGAAUACAAAAUAAUUUUGUACAAUUUUGACAAUUGUUUUCCCCCUCUGAGAUUUUUUUCUAACUGGGCUAAAAAUGGUAAUGUCAGUAAUAUCGCAAUCAGUGGAAAAAAAGUGAUGCUUUUGAUUAUUACUGUAGGGGUUUUUUUUUAAAAAAAGUAAAAAAAAUAGACAAUUUCCUUUUUUUUUUAGACUUAUUUAAACCUCAAAAGAGCCAAAUACUUGCCUAUAAAAAAAGUAAAAAUUAAAAAAAAAAUUUAUUUCAAAGUAAUUGUUCAUGUUUACACACAUAAUCCCUUCAAAAAGGCUUGGGUUUUAGACUGAAAACUUUGAAUGCACCGUCAGUGUCUUUAUACCAACAUCAGAACCUUUACUUGAAACUGUAUCAAGUAUUAAACUUGCUUUUCCUGCUGCAUAAAUGACCAGUGAGGGUGUGUUAACUGGUUUGGUUUGUAAAUCUCACGUGUGCCUUUACAAUGUCUGUUUUUUUUUGUUGUUUUUUUUUGACAUGCGGAUGUAGUUGAAACCGCUGAAUGGUACUUUUCCUUUGAUUGUAAUGUGAUGUGAGCCUGCAGUUAAUGUUUCUGAAUGAGAUGUUGCUGGUUCUUGGUAGCACUUGGUACUUCAAAAAAAAAAAAAAAAAAAUCAGGGACUUAAUAGUGUUUUUCUUAUGAGAAUAAAUACUGAGAUUACACUGGGGUGAUGCUGUGUCCACCUUGGUCAGCUCUCUCUUAGCCAAACACGGAAAAGGUAGAAAAGUACUACUAGCAGACCACUUCAGCAGACAAACUUUUACAAAUGAAUACAAUUUCAACAUUUUUUUCCACCUGGGAAAUAUAGUAUUUGAAUGUGUUGGUCGAAGAAAAAAGUCGUAACAAAUGAAACAUGAAAGUUUAUGUCAGGGGUGUCAAACUCAUAGAACCUAAUUAGAUUAUCUAUAAAUAACAAAAAAGCUGUCAUUUCCUGAACAUGAAGCAAUUGUGUAUUUCUAAUCAUUGUAAAAUUCAUCAAACGGGCCGAAUUGAAACCCCAAGCGUUAUGUUUGACACCCCAGGGUUUACGUCAGUUGAAAAAGCAAAGAUGCUCGAUGUUUGCUUGAAACGAUGUAUAGAAAUGUUCUAUCUAUUGCAGAAAAUACCAUAAUUUUAUUUUUAACAAUAAGGUCUAGUUUUUUUUAUUGUCAUGUUUUCUAUAUUUGCACAAUAAAACUGGGCAACAAUUUGA
This is a messenger RNA of Cynoglossus semilaevis (tongue sole), 3441 nucleotides long. RefSeq names its product WAS/WASL-interacting protein family member 1-like. The record is from RefSeq and is a predicted model, not a curated record. The transcript has 7 exons. The coding region runs from base 283 to 1533 and encodes 416 amino acids. Lineage: Eukaryota; Metazoa; Chordata; Actinopteri; Pleuronectiformes; Cynoglossidae.